Messenger RNA from Phaethon lepturus (White-tailed tropicbird), 896 nucleotides. RefSeq names its product core histone macro-H2A.2-like. The record is from RefSeq and is a predicted model, not a curated record. The transcript is spliced from 2 exons. The annotation marks the transcript as partial. NCBI's taxonomy places the organism in Eukaryota, Metazoa, Chordata, Aves, Phaethontiformes, Phaethontidae.
CUGCACUUACUCAGUCUAGCGGCCUAGCAGCAAAGUUUGUCAUCCACUGUCACAUCCCACAGUGGGGCUCAGACAAGUGUGAAGAGCAGCUUGAAGAGACUAUCAAGAACUGUUUAACAGCCGCAGAAGACAAGAAGUUGAAGUCCGUGGCUUUUCCCCCGUUUCCCAGUGGCAGAAACUGCUUCCCAAAACAGACGGCAGCCCAGGUGACUCUAAGAGCUAUCUCUACCCAUUUUGACGGCACCAGCUCUUCCUCCCUGAAGAACAUUUACUUUCUGCUCUUCGACAGUGAAAGUAUUGGCAUCUAUGUGCAAGAAAUGGCCAAGCUAGACACUAAGUAGCAACAGCAGCCAAAUGAAACUUUAUUUUUCAACAAACUUGAGUAGCAUUAAAAGCAUUAGAGGUGGGUUUUAUUUUUUCAAUGUGAUGAGGGGGAGUGGUAGUAGUGUGAUGUGUUGUGACUUAAUGGAGAGCUGUGACUAGAGAUGAGAAGGGUUUAGUCCGAUUUCUUCAUGCUAUCAGCAUCCCCUAGCCAUUUAUAUCACCUUAAGCAAUUGAGUUACUGUCUACUUUUCAGGAGUUUUAGUGUCCCUUGCUAUUUUAGUUUAGAAGUUUUUAAAAGAGUAACCUCAUUUUAGAUUUGUAGUGAUAAAUUUUUCACACACACACACACACACACACACUCUCUUUAAAGAAAGCUCUUAAAAAUAUUCUGCUCCUUUUUCCCCUCCCUUGAGGGUAGGUGGUAAACUUCUGCCUCCAGCCCCAAGCGAGGGGAAAAGGAUUUUAGAAGUGAUGCAUGAGGAGCGUGUUUUGCUUUUAACUCACAAUAAUCUCUGUAAUUACUGAGAAUAUUUCAUGGUGACUUUCUUUGUUUUAUAAGAAAAAAAGAAAAA